Messenger RNA from Harpia harpyja (harpy eagle), 2404 nucleotides. RefSeq names its product CD83 molecule (gene CD83). Lineage: Eukaryota; Metazoa; Chordata; Aves; Accipitriformes; Accipitridae. Bases 56 to 709 code for a protein of 217 amino acids. The record is from RefSeq and is a predicted model, not a curated record. The transcript is spliced from 5 exons.
CGGUCCAGUGAAGAGGCACAGUGUUGCUGCUCUGUGGUUUGAAGCAGCAAAAGCCAUGUCUUCAGUAGUCUACGCUCUGCUAAUCACCCUGUGCAACGUUUGGUGCUUGAUCAGUGGGGCUUCUGUGGCGGUCCCAGAUGUUGCUGUGAGAUGUGCUGAAGAAGCGCUGCUGCCCUGUAAAGUUCUUUGGGACUCCUCAAUCACCUACCAGACAGCAUCUUGGUACAAAAUGGCUGGAGAAGGCGAAGGAAUAGCAUGGAAAGUCCUUGAUGUGGAAUCUCAUUAUCCAAAAGAACUUGGGGGGUCCCUGGAGCUCUCCAACGACACCUUCUUUUCACUGAGGAUCAAAAAUGCAACCAGCCGAAACAGCGGGACAUAUAAGUGCAUUUUGGGGCAACAGAGUGGAGAACACAAUCUGAGUGGCACAGUCACAUUAAGAGUAACAGGUUGCCCCGGAAUAGAAGAUGAAAAACUAAAAAAAUACAAAGCUGAGCUUUUCAUGCUGACUUGUCUUGGGAUUUUUUACUUGCUGCUCAUCUUUUUUACCUGUACAUGUCUAAGAAAAGAGAGUAUGUUUCCCAAUUAUCAAAAAACCAGACCAGAUAUGAAACACAUGCUUACCCUCAUCAAUGUACGUGAAAUGACAACUUUCCAGGAUUUAAACAGCAACAGCACUUGCAAAAAUGAGCUUACUUCAAGUUCUGUCUAAGCUGACGUUGCCAGCACCGUGGGCUCAUCAGUAAACACGACACGAGCUGGAUGGCCGAGUUGUAUGGAGAGGAAAUAAACAGUAAUAUAUGGCCUCUUCGGAACAGCCUGAAAGUAUAGGCAGCCUGUCAGUGAUGUGCUUGCACUGGACAAGCCUUCGAAAAGCACUGUCAUGCACUACAGUAACUUUUGGGAGUUAGGCAGCUAAGAAAUACCAUUACAGCUACACAGCGGUGUUGCAAUGCUGUUAUGAAGUUGGCAUCAACUUUAUUUCACUCUGCUGUGCAGCCCUCUUGUUCUGAGCAAGAACGUGCCUGUGAUAUGAAGGCCAGGUGAUAGGGAGGCCACGGGAGCGCAAAGCCGGGAGAUUAAGCUCUUCACUGAACUAAUAGCUCUCAUCUUUCAAAAGCAAACGCAGCAGGUGCUGCAGUACGGACAGAGAAGUGUGCGGGGCUGUUUCUGCUCCGUGCUCUGAGCCUGAUUCUGGAUGGAGUUCCUUUACUGCAAAUGGGAUGUAACUUGCCAGGUGAUGUUCAAGUAGGCUGAAGAGGUGACUUCAUGCUCUUGUCCUGGGUGAAUCAAAUCAACAUUCAUUUUUAAAUCUGAGAGUGACAGACGGGCUGAAAUGUAAGAAGAGAGAAAAUAUUCUGGAAAUCUUUCUGGACUGAGAGGAACUUUCUGUCUCUGCAAGAGAGGUAGGGAUGGAUUUGCACAAUGGGUCCAUCAGUCACUUCCCAGAGGCAUCUCCAUAAGAAUCCAUAGAACAAUCCAUAGGAAGUUUCAACGAGACCGUUAACCUUAAAGCAACAAAAGUAAGAAUGAAGCAGCCUGUGGUACAUUAAGGAGAUGUAAAGAUGACUUAUUUUGUGGUUUAGAAAACAUAAAGCCAAAUGUAUGCAACACCCAUGUCAGUCAAGUUACACAAGUGAUGACCAAAGCCAUGGCUUGGAAGAAAUCAACUAGCCGUAUGUUUGGGAUGUAUUAAGUCAGCUGUGAGAUAUAGGAAUAGAAGAUAGGGCAUAUGAGCACCUGCUUUGGUGCUAACAGUGUGUAGUAUAUGUGAAACAAGGACAUGAGAAAAGCUGAACUCAGGCAUACAAUAUAAGGGAGAGAAGGCUUGUCCUCUUGGACCGAAGAAAACAAGAGCGAUUCUGGAGUCUGAAAUCAAGGAACCUCCCUUAUCGGGCUGCAGGUACAGAAGGUGAAGCAAGAGGAGUCUAGAGUGGCUGUGGGUGUUUAUGUCACAGCAUAAGAAUUUGAGCCAAAACAUGAGAAUUUGCAAGCACUUAAGAACACAUCUUAAAAAAAAAAAAAAAAAUCCUUCAAGAGUUAAACUGCAACCUUAGGAUUUUUAACGCAGUUUGGAAUUCCAGGCUGUGACAAGGAUGCUCUUUCUGUAAUCCUUUGACUAAUUUUGAAGUGCUGAUGGGGAGGAAAGCACUGUGCAUCACUCAGUAGUGCCUCUGUGAGCAGGGUAGAUGUCUCCAUUGGUGGAGUCCAAGGGGUUCCUGGCCAGAAGAAUGGUUACAAGGGAUAUGCAAUUUACUUAGAGCAUGGUAAAUUAAUGCCACAUUUGCUUGUUUAUAAUCGAUUUUUACAUAUAAAUGUGUGUAACAUCCUUUAAAUAAAAAUUCAGAGGUAACCUAUCAUCUGUUUUUGUGUGCCACAUAUGGCAAAUAAACCCAGAAACACUCUG